Molecule: messenger RNA, 2347 nt
Organism: Centropristis striata (black sea bass)
Lineage: Eukaryota; Metazoa; Chordata; Actinopteri; Perciformes; Serranidae
Gene: ticam1
Product: TIR domain containing adaptor molecule 1
Exons: 2
Coding region: 399-2174 (591 amino acids)
Biological process (GO): positive regulation of myeloid dendritic cell cytokine production; response to exogenous dsRNA; positive regulation of cytokine production involved in inflammatory response
Molecular function (GO): protein kinase binding
Source: RefSeq, a predicted model, not a curated record
CAUAAACUCUUUCAAGCUAGAACAGGCCUACAACUGACACCGGUACGGUCACUGAUAAACUUAAAAAAGACCAAAGGUUUGACAAAACUCAACAGCAGUGAUCUUUGGUCGAGUACAAAUGCACCUGGAUCUUCCUAUUUGGAGAAAAAGUUGUUUGCAGGUUGAACUGAACUGGAGAGACAUGCUGAAUUACUUCCUUGUUUGAGCUGGCAACACACAGACUAAAUUCAAAGUUAUGGCUCCUCAGACUCCAUGCCGAAAGAAGAAUGUCAAUGAACUUGUGCACCUCUCACUACAACAAGUUUGUGAAGAAAUGAAGAAGGAUAAGUCGGAUAAUCACAUGUGAUCCUGUCAGCUUCUGUCAUAGGCUGGACGUUGAGUAGCACCUAAAACUGAAAAUGAGCCACAGGGGACAAAAAAAUCAGGGGCCGGGACUCACAGAGGUCUGGGACAUACUAGUUAAAGCACCUCCGCAACGACUGCUCAGCCUGACAUUCCAGCUGGGUGAGUCUCCGGAGGAUAUUAUCGUACACGCCUUAAGUCUGAUCAUUCUCCAGAAAGAGGUGCGGGCCCUGAACAGACUCCAGAUGUUGGAGGACAACUGCCUCGCUAAACAUCUAGCUGAAAAGUGGCAGGUGAGUGGAGGCAAAUUAAAAGAAUUUGCCAUUCACUGUGGUCAUUUCCAAGAGCUUACAAGAGAAUCUUUGGCACUUUUGGCUCGUAUUUUUAAGGUUUUGACAGAACAGAGGCUGUGUGAUCCACAACUAAGAGAUCUGGCCUAUAAGAGAGCCCUUUCCAGUGACAAUGAAAGAACAAACAGUAGCGAGGGUCUGGAGUAUGGUCAACUCAGAGAGGAAGCUAAAAAUGUCUGUGGGCCUCAGUUUGCAGAGUGGAUGUGCUCCUCAAAUGAGCUCAGGUCAGGGUCUUACAGUGAUCCUUUUAGCAGCCUGGAUGAAGGAAACACAGCUUUAAAAAUGAAUCUGUCUCAAGAUCAGUCAACUCACAGUCUGCCCAGCCCACUGCAGGCCACCUCUUCAAUGCCCUCAUACCCUACUCAUCUAGAGAUAAGUUUCCCUCCAACAGCCUCAUUUCAUGGUGAUAGCAUAAUUUCACAAACAUCAGAUGAAUCCAAUCUUAGCGCUCCCAUUCUCCUUGUGACUGGAGCAAGAAAUUCACUCGGACAAUCUCUCACAUCUCAGCCCAAAUCCAGUGAAUCUUCUAUGUUUGGUGCAAAGAUACACUCAAAGAUGGAUGAAGCUGCAGAGAGCAGUCAGCUUGACAGUCUCACGGCUCAGAAAGAGACUGUCAACCAAGCCAAGACACCAACCACUGAACCAAACUUUGCACUACCUACAACAGCAAACACUUCUCUACCCAAGAUGACCGAUCCAAAUGAAGAUGCAGAAGAGGAGGAUGAGGCAAGAUUUUUUGCAUUUGUUAUCUUGCAUGCACCAGAGGAUGCAGAUAUGGCCGAGAGCAUGAAGAAAAAACUGGAAACGGUCAUCGAUUGUGAGGGUGCAACUUUUUUUGGUGACUUUGACGUCCCUGGAAAAAGCACCUUUGAGUGUUUAUCGGACGCCAUCAGCAACUCGGCCUUCACUGUUCUGCUGCUUACCCGCAACUUUAACAGUGACAAGCAGAAUAUGGAGACGGACUGCGCUCUUAUCAACACCUUAAACAAGAAAUACAAGAAAAACACUGUUAUUCCUCUGCUGCCACACGACAACUGCAUGCCCAAACAGAGCAUGCCUAUGGUUUUGCAGACAAUAAGUCCACUGGUGGAGAACAAGAACUUUGAGAGGAGAAUACCACUGUGUUUGUCUCCAGCGAAGAUUAAACUGCAAAAAAAAUGCUGGACUAGAGAACAGGAUGUGAAAAAGCAGAUAGAGAGGCAGGAGAGACUAAAGCAUUUAAAUCAGCACCAAAAGGAGUUGAUCAGAGAGUGUGAAGCAGCAAAGUUGCUGGAGGAAGAGAAGCAUCGGCUUGAAGUGGAGCAAAAACGUCUUCUUGGCCUCCCUCUGCCACCAGAACAGGACAACAGAGCUCUGCAACAUCAACAACAAACUAUUCACAUUGAAAAUGCUCAGUACAUUAUGAUUGGUGAUGGCUCCAAUAUGAAAGUGUGCCAAGGUCAAGAAAUUCAUGAUCCAGAAUACAGGGAGGAGGAGCAAUAACCUCACAGAAAACUAUUGAAAUAAUAAUAAAAUAAGAGAACUAAUGAUGUUUUUUUGUCUGAACACUAAAAUGUCAGAGCUUUAACAACCACUUUGGGGAAUUCACUGCAGAUUGUUUGGUGACAUUUAAACCUGUUGGUGGAAGGAAUUCAAUAAAACUGUCAAAAGAGCAA